Messenger RNA from Cutaneotrichosporon cavernicola, 3819 nucleotides. RefSeq lists its product as uncharacterized. Lineage: Eukaryota; Fungi; Basidiomycota; Tremellomycetes; Trichosporonales; Trichosporonaceae. The record is from RefSeq and is a predicted model, not a curated record. The transcript is spliced from 4 exons. Bases 1 to 3819 code for a protein of 1272 amino acids.
AUGCUCGGCGAUUCACCUCCCAAUAAACGUGUCUCGAACAUUUACAACACCCACUCGUUGCCCCCUGGCGCUGCUGCACCGACCAACAGUCUCAACGGCUCCGAGGGGUUUCGUUCCGGCUUCCGGGUCCAGAGUAGAGCCCAAGAUGUUGGGACGCCCGCCCACGCCCCACAUGCUCGCCCCAACGGCACGCCUAUCGCAAUGAUGCAUCGCCAAGCUAACGGCAUGCCGAACGGAGUACCUCAUGAAGUGCCUCUGCCGAUGCAGAACAGUAUGCUCAACGGAGUGGGCCAAAGUUUGUCCAAUGGGACGUCCAAAGCACUGCCAAGCAGUCCACCUCAGGCACAGUACAAACAGCCCAUGGCCAACGGUUACGGUAUUCCUACCAGCCCACCCAAGGCUCCACUCAAGCAGCUCCCAAACAGUCCUCCCAUGGCCCCUCCCAGACAGCUUCACAAUAACAACUACCCCUCACCACGGCCACUGCCAACACCGGUCGCCAACGGUCCGCACGCUACCGGGCCUUAUCCAUCAAACGGAAUGGCGUUACCAAACGGUCACUUCUCCCCUCCAAUGUCGCGACCUGGUCCUCCGACAGGUCACCAGUCCGCACUCCCUUUGCCUCCUGGAGCUGCACACCGGUCGGUACCUAUGCCUGCCCUUGCGUCGCCUCCGAUGUCACCACCAACGGCCCAGUUCAACCCCAUGGAUCCCAGCGGCGGAUUCCCCAAACAGGUGUACUCGCGUCCACCUCUGCUCGACGCCAGUGGCAACGACGGUCCAGCUCGUCGUGGGCCACUUCCGCAGCGUAUGACGUCUGUUGACGCAACCGAGCCCCGGGUUCCCAACGGGUCGCUUCCGCAACACGAUGCGCACAGCAACAGUGGCCACCGUAAUGCCCAAUCACCGCCGGUGCCACCGUCGGCUGGCCAAUUCGCGUCGCGAAACCCAUACGCAGUGUCGUCCCCAGCCCCUGUCCAGAACAGUCACCAAACACAAAUGUUGGACAGGGGUCUGAGAACUCCUGCUUCCGCUCCUUCGGUACCCAACGGCCGUGCUGUGAUCGCGCCGCCUGCACGCUCUACGUCGGUGUCGCAGAGGCCGACGCCGUCACCAUCGGGCGGGCGCCCACUGCCCGCAGAGCCGGGCCGGUCACCUCCUGGCGCUUGGCCAUCGGGCUGGCGAGCACUGCCCCCAGAGCCGAGUCAGUCGCCUCCUGGCACCUGGCCAUCUGCAGCGGCCACAGCUUCCGGGGCGACUGUACACGUCAUCGCAAGUAGCGACACGCGCCGGGCGACACCAGUUGUCCCGACCAGCCAUCCCAUCGCGCCACCUCCUUCCGCUGUCGCGCCAACGAAUAUGGCUCCACAGGCCAGCACGGCCUUGUCCAGGCCCAAGAUCACCAUUCCGUCGACGUCAACCCAAGCCACUAUGCCGCCUCCACAGCCACAGCCUUAUACUGCUCCUGUUUUAGCGGCCGCCACGGCUGCCACGAAUCCGUCGGUGACGAAGGAGGUGCAGCGUCAGGCACCGCCGCCGAAGGGUUCAAGCCUGAUGUCGCCGAUCGAGUUCACACCUUCCAGUACUGUACCUGAGCGACGUGACGCCAAGCCAGAGACUGGCGCUCCUCAGGCCCAGCCUUCUGGAACGUAUGCUGGGGUCGGCAACGGCAUUCCGCCAACGGCUGCACUUGUCGGCAGCCAGCUCCCGCCACGCACCCGGACCUCUGUCCAAGGGCGCCGCAUUGCAUCGUCCCCACUGGCCAGCCCCUCCGUGUCCAUGCCGCCAAGCCCAACUCUGGCUACACACACGCCGGCUUCCGCGUCAACUGGCUCGCGCUCCGUGUCGACCGCGUCCGCUGUCUCUGCAGCCAUGUCGCGCUUCUCUCGGCAGUCCGACUCGCCGGCACCGUCGAUGGCAAGCAGCCUCAGCACCGCUAGAGCGUCGAGUGUCAUGGACAGAGGGCGACCCAAGCUCUUGCACAAGGUUGAGAGGUCGAUGACUAGCUUACUAGUGCACCCGCGCAUCACAAUGUCGUUACUCCCGUUCUUAAACAUCAACAGUUUCCUCAACCUGCUCGGAUCGGACGACGAGCUGCGCAAGUACAUCUCGGGCGAGAUGGUUGGGCGCUGGGUCAUGCGCGAGUGGGGCAUCACUAUCGAGCGGGAGCGCGGCCGGUCGUGGCCUGGUCUGACUGUCUGGGAGGGUUUCCUGGAGUCUCUGCUGCACGACCCUGCGGUCUACAGCACCUACCCGGGGCAGUACCACAACCUCCUGAGGCAUCUGAGCCUGUCGCACUCGCUCAUUGUCCUCUUCCUGCGCACGCUACCUGCGGCCGCGUUCCCAUACGCGCCACCCUUACCGUUCGACGACGACCUGCAGCUGCCGCCUUUGCACAAGUCGAGCUCUGCCGGCAGCUUCCACAGCAUGGGCGGCGCACUCCGGCGCCUCGGGUCUCGUCCUGGUUCCCGCACGGGAAGCUACACAGGCUCUGAUGCCGGUAGCGGAAUGAAGAUGCCGCGGCGUGAGCGCGUCACUGAGGUUGUUAUGCCCGAGCCGCUUUCCGCCGGCCCACGCGACUCGGCUCCAGCGCUGCCUCUGAAGGGCGGCAAGCCGGUGCAUCGCAGAGGCUCGAUUGGCUCGAUCGCUUCAGUUGCGCCGUCGUUCAACUUUGGACGCAAGCGGUCGAACAGCAUGGCCUCGGUCCAGUCCGCGGCGUUCAUGGCGCCAACCUCGGGGGAGAAACCAGCCACUCCAGUCCCGCAGGGCAAGGCUGCGUUCCCGCCUGUGAGCUAUCCGACGGCCAAGCGCUACGAAUUCCGCCGCUAUGGCGACAACGCCUCCCUCAGCCCGUCCGGCAACGGUGGGCCAUCAGGAAGCCGACCCGGAUCGAUCAUGUCCGUGCAGUCGGGCUCUGUGGCUCACCACAACGGCGCCAUGUCAAGUAGCCGUUCGCUUGACACGCUUCCCGCGCCUCCGCCCAUUGGCGGCUCUCGUCGCGGCGCUCGCUCGUCCCUCACUAGCAGUUCGUCUAAGCGCUCUGACGUGGGGGCCAACGGCAAUGGCUCCAACUCACCAGUGCAGCGCCGCUGGGAUUCGCCGACGCAAUUGAUGCGCGUGGAGCUCGCGUUUGAGCGUCCUCCGCCCUUCAUGACUGGCCGCGCUCCGAUUCUGCGCGUCUUCGUUCCCAUCUCGGACAAGGUUCAUCGUUGGCCGUCCAAGGAGGGCGCAGAUGCGUCGUGGCGUGAGCUCGAGAAGUGCGGUGCGAGUAAGCGGAUGCGUCUUGGCGACCUUGUUGUCAAUACGGCUCUCAGCAGGCCGUCCAACACCGAGCACGUCCUUAUCUUUGUGCCCUUUGUUCAGCACAAGCUUGUGCCGCUCGAGUAUGUGCACUGCAACACCGGGCACCUCCCGCACUACCUGGACGCGUUUUCGCUCUCGCCGACAUACUACGAUCCGUUCCUCCCGACACCACAGAUCAUCUACCUCGACUUUGCGCCGUGGGCGCAGCAGGCGAUGAACUCUGUGCGUCUCGCGUACGAGCGCCGCGACCACAUGACGACGUCGGGCGCCCGCAUCAGCGCCAAGCGUUACCUGCACGUUGGCGGUAUCGAGGUCAAGGCUGGCGACCGGGUCGCGCCUGAGUGGCAAGGCAUGAUCUCGCUCGAGGCCGAGGGCACUGCUGAGGGUCGGCAGGCAAUGGAGGCGCGGUUCGGGCACGGCGAUCCGGCGCGCGUGAUCAUGGGGCCGUGGGAGGUUGUGCGCGAACGCUCGAUGCUCGGCAGUCUCUGGCUGCGUCUGAUUCCCGAGAGUCGUUAG